AUGGCUGACAAUAGUGUUGAAUCGAAAACAGCGACUAAAGCAUCGAAUGAAUCCAAACCUUCAUCUAGCCGACGUUCACGUACGCAAACUUCCCAAAAUCUAGCCUCAUCUGUCGCACCCACCUCUGAUCAAGAUUUACGAGUUUACAUAACAGAUAUACCAACCAACUUUCCAGAAGAUGGGCUUGAGGUAUUGAUAAAAACCCGUAUCGAAGCUACCCUACGUUUAAAAGUUAAUGAUAUUAAAUGCUACUUAAAACUUGGUAUAGAUGUAAUUCAAUUAAUGAAUGAAGAGCACAAAUCAUAUCUUGUUUCUACUGUUGAAUCCGUGGUUCUUGAUCCAAAAACUAACACAAACAUAACAUUUGUCAAUGAAGUCGAACUUGAUUCUUAUAUAGUCGUCGAUCGAUAUGUAUCGAAAAUUCCUUCUACCGAUGAUGUAUCUUGGCAUUAUAUGCAAUCAUUUAAGACAUGCGAACCUCGUCCAUGUGAAUCGAUAUCAAUCCAGUUUCCAAACAUAUUUCGUAUAUCAUCAUUAACACUAGAAGAACUUGCCAAAGUGGCAAAUGCACCAGAUUUUAAAAUCAACACUGUUUUCGCUGUGGCUUAUCCAUGUGUUGAUUGUAGUUUUUUUGAAGAUUUACCACAAAAUACCAAUGAUGACAAGCUUUCAUCAGCUGUUGCAGCUCAAAUCGAAGAAACAAAACUCGCCCCAACAUCCUUCUACGUACAGUAUAAUAAAGAGACAGACAAUGCAGUUGUCUUGGCAACAAAGUCUAACAAAAAAUGGAUGAAGCAAAAUUUCUUAACAAUCGAAGGACAACAUAUUCCGAAAAAAAUUAAACUUGCUUAUCGAAUUGUUGUUUCUCCUGUACCUCCUGAUUUUGAUGUUGAUCUUAUCCUUAAUCACAAAUUAUUUGCAUAUCGAAUAGUGAGACAUAGUCAUAUCAAAGAUCGUCUCAUUAUAGAACUCGAUGAUAUGAAGAAAUAUGAAAAAUGCGUAGAUAUUGGAGCCCUGCGCAUAGGAAAAGUGGCCAUGAAUAUUACACCACAUAGUAUUGCUAAUGAUCCAGAUGCAAGUGAAAUUGAUGCUGAUAACUGGUAUGAAACGAAGAUGCAUGAGAUAAAGCCUGAUAUAGUGACUAUCAUGAGUGAUCAUCAACAUCCAAUAUUUCGGUAUAAGUGGAAUGCAGAAAAUUGGCUUGAACACAUGAAAAAAUUGGAUAUGACAGAUCAACGUUUAGGAAAAUAUGAUCUCGAUCGACAUUUAUUACGAGUUACAGUUAUGUUGAAUACAAUUGGUGUACUUCGAAAGAAAAAGUACAUUGUAGACGAUGAAGAAGUCACAUUAAAACUUCAACGACUGCAAACAAUUUGCUAUGAUCAUAGAUCAAAAUUAUUCCAUGGAAAAACAAUAUCUGAAACAGAAUUGAAGAAAACACUAUAUUCAUCGACAAGUGUUAUCGUAUCUAAUGAAGAUUGUCUUGUUGUUUAUGAAAAAUUAGUCAGCGAAGGAUAUCGACCUUUAUUAUUGAAUAUGGCUAGUGCAACUCGUCCAGGAGGUGGAUAUAGAAAAGGAGAUGGAGCACAAGAAGAAAACCUUUUUCGUCGUUCAGAUUAUUAUCAAAGUCUUGAUCUUGAAGGGUGUGGGUGUGGGUGUGGGUGUGGGUGUGAGUAUGGGUGUGGGUGUGAGUAUGGGUAUGGGUGUGAGUAUGGGUGUUGAAUGUGGCUGUGGGGCGUGGGUGUGAGUGUGGGGCGUCGGUGUGGGUGUGUGGGUAUGGAUGUGGAUAUGAGUGGCAUCGAAGGACAGCCGCAGCCACAUCCACAGUCCACACCCACACCCACACCAUAAAUUUUUACUUAUAUCAUUUAAUUAAUAUUUUUAACAAAGCAAGG
Messenger RNA from Rotaria sordida, 1895 nucleotides. NCBI's taxonomy places the organism in Eukaryota, Metazoa, Rotifera, Eurotatoria, Philodinida, Philodinidae. The record is from the annotation of a GenBank genome assembly.